AUGUGUCAUUGGGCUGAGCAUGGAAUGUUAGAAAGAUCCAGCUCUUUCAAGCCACGAAAUGCUCACAUGACGUUUCAAACUGAAUGGAUGACGAGACAGCUUCUUUCUCGAGACGAGGACAACAAUGUGCAUAGUGGAGGCCUUCUCUCCAAUGUGACUUACAAAUUUUUUGCCAAUGGUCAUCUUUUGUCAACUUCUAUGUACAACAAGGACCUUCGGCGUUGGAUUCCCAUUUUAUUUACGUGGUUAAGAAGUUUAACCGAAGAACACUAUUCAGCUCAUUUUGAAACCCUCAUGUCUCAAAUUAAAGCAGCAGAUAUGACUGCUGCUGAACGUGAUACACUCGUCCGGCAAGUAGUAGAUUUCUCGGCGGCACAGAAGAACGGGUUUAUCAUGGCUUAUAUGGAAGUUUUUCAAGAGACGGAUCGUGCUGUUGCACUCGACAAAUUAAAAGGUUGUGAAGAGCAUUUUAGAGCUCAGGUGACGAGGGUGAAGAGGAACCGCAACAUCAUACCUGCUGAUAAUGAGUUUGAAAAAGCAGCCCGUGGCCUUAUGAAGCCAGACAAACCUGGAGGUUUGAAUUGCGAUGAAAAAAUUGCACAGAUGCGCAAGAAUUUUCCUAAAGCCAAGCGAUGGCUCGAGUGGUGGACAGCGGCCAACAUCAAGGCCAUGAUAUUCAAAGCAAGGCCUAAGAGAAUUGACUAUGAUGGACUUUGCACCAACAUGCCGGCGACAACCAACGCGCAAGAGUCUCUCCAUCGCGUUUAUUACAUGAUCACCCCUAUCAGCGAAGGUAAUUGUACCAUUGCUAUAGGGCUAAUCCAGUUAUAUGCAUUGGCUCUUAGUCUAGAAAGGGACCACAAAGACCGCCUUCGAGGUGUUCCAAUUGGAUAUGGGGAAGAAAACAAGAGCUAUAAGAAGGUGGCUCAAAUUCUGGGAUGGUCGAAGGAACCUCGCAAUUUCCGAGAAACGAAGUCUGAUGGUAGGCCGCCAGAUACAACGCUGGCUCUACUAGGACCGUUGAAGAAGCUUGGUAGACCUAAAGGGUCUACCAAUAUCGACCGAAACCCAGUCACGACUUACCCCGGUUUUUCCUCUAGCACUGCCAUUGGGCGCCAAAAUCAAUGUUGGCUCAAUUCCAUGACCGAAUGUCUGUAUGCAGUUCAUACAGCUGUUUGGUACAGCCGGGAAACAGGUCAACCUGGGAGAUCAGUCAGAAAGGUCAGAUCAAGAGCAUUCUAUCAAUAG
Messenger RNA from Melampsora larici-populina 98AG31, 1248 nucleotides. RefSeq lists its product as uncharacterized. Lineage: Eukaryota; Fungi; Basidiomycota; Pucciniomycetes; Pucciniales; Melampsoraceae. Bases 1 to 1248 code for a protein of 415 amino acids. The record is from RefSeq and is a predicted model, not a curated record. The transcript has 5 exons.